AUGUAUCGAAUUACGUUUUUCAUAUCAAUGCUAGUUCUAGUUUUAUCUACAUCAUUAGAAUUAAAUAAAGAGGAAGGCGCACAAGAUACAUUUUCAGGACCUAACAUAACCGCCCCGUUUACAAUAAUGAGAGAAAUCUCCAAAGGGAGUAAAUUAGAAGAGUUUAAAGAGUACGCUGAUGAUAUUCAAAAGAGAGGAAGUGUAUUAUUGAAAGAUCUAAGCAAGCUUAUAAUAAAAGUAUAUGGCUUUAAAGAAGAUGAUAAACUGAAUAUCAAGUCUUCAAUCGAAAAUUUCAAGAAAAAUAUAAAAAGCUCUCGAGACUUCGUCGCUAGAUUAGACCAAGAAUUUGGUAUCGAUGAUGUAUAUAUGUUCAAGGAUUUAUUAGAAACAAGUUGUAAGCUUAUCUUUGUGGAACAAAAACGUUUUCUUCAAAAUGUAGAAGCGAGGAAAAACUCCCAAGAUUUAUACGGCAAUAUUGUUUUGGAACUGCAUCAAACUAUUUUCAAGCGUACUGUAAGUUUGAAAAGAGAUGAACUGUUAUAUUUAUGCAAAAACUAUGGUAUUUGUGUACCGUAUUCACCAUUUACUCAUAAUUUUGAAUACUUUAUUGACGAAAUUCUACUUCUACCAGAUACUGAAAUAGGCAUGAUUAUAAAUUUACUAAGUGAGCUUGUGAGAAACAAUAAUAAUUUCUUGAAACUUAUUAAAUCAGAUCCUAAAACUGUCUUACUAGUAAAAAUGCUUUUUACAAAUACAUACAACAUGAAACAAUCAAUAAUGGUUUUACAAAACCUCAUUAAGAAAAGGCAUAUUCUAUAUUUUGCUCCAGAUUAUAAGCAGCAAAUAAGGAUUCAAUCUGCACGUGCAAUAUUAGAUACUAUGGAUAAGGCAUUUUAUUUCGACCAUGGCGAUAAGUUAUCUUUUGACAUCUAUGCUACCAUCAAAGCUAUAAGAGAUUGGGGCACAGCAAUGGAAAAUUUCGCACUCAACAAUGACAAAACUGAUGUACAUCUUUACAAAAUGGCAAUAAGAAAAUUUAUAAAUAUCAUAUUUAAAGCUAUUAACUUUAAAAAAAACGAUAUCAACGGUUACUUAGUCAAAACUAUAGUUACAGGAACAUUAGAAAAUGGAACGGGAUACGAAAAUUUGUUUAAGAAUGGCUUCAAAGGUGUUUAUACUUUACUUUAA
Molecule: messenger RNA, 1188 nt
Organism: Arctia plantaginis
Lineage: Eukaryota; Metazoa; Arthropoda; Insecta; Lepidoptera; Erebidae
Source: the annotation of a GenBank genome assembly